AUGAUCCCCAGCCCAGCCCCCAGGGCCUCUAAGACAUGGGAGGGAAGCAAACUGCCCUCCAUCAGCCUGAUCCUGCUCUGCUUCCUCCCAGGGGUCCUGCCCAUACCCUCCCUCAGGGCUGAGCCAGGCCCUGUGGUCCCCCGGGGACGGCCUGUGACCCUCGUGUGCUGGGGCCCAGCUUGGGCUGAGUUCUUCCGCCUGGAGAAGGAUGGAAGACUUGUAUAUGAGAAUCAGAAAAAAGUGUCUCAAGAUGGUUUGCCAGUGACAGAGACCAGAUUCCACAUCCCCGCGGUGAGUGAAGACACUGCUGGGAAUUAUACCUGCCUCUAUGAACAUGCGUAUGGCUGGUCUGAGCGCAGUGAGCGCCUGCAGUUGCAGGUGACAGAAGAGGACUCCACUCCACCCUCAGGCCCCACCUCCCGGGAUUACACGGUGGAGAACAGCAUCCGCAUGGGCCUGGCGGGCUUGGUCUUGCUGAUCCUGGUGGCGAUUCUGGUGGAAGCUGGGCUCAGCCAGCACAGGACCCCACAGGGACCAUAGGCAUAAACACAAGGGAACCCCCAGAGAGAGGGGACCCUAGGCCCCAGCAGGGACCUCACCGAGGGCCCAAGGCUCACCCUGGAGCCAAGAUGUCCAGAGCCGCCCCUACUGUUAUUCAACGACAAGAGGACCCAGGCCCACGUGGGUUAGGAUGCUUGACCUCAACCUUCACCUUCCCAGGACCAUUGAGAGGAGUCAUCUUGAUUGACAGGCAGGCAGACAGGCCAGGGUCCCGGGGAAAGAAAGGCAGGCGGAGGAAGGGCAGAUACGACCAUGUUAUCCAGCCUGACCACGGAAGCCAACCACGCAGA
Molecule: messenger RNA, 851 nt
Organism: Myotis brandtii (Brandt's bat)
Lineage: Eukaryota; Metazoa; Chordata; Mammalia; Chiroptera; Vespertilionidae
Product: leukocyte-associated immunoglobulin-like receptor 2
Exons: 3
Coding region: 1-540 (179 amino acids)
Source: RefSeq, a predicted model, not a curated record